AUCAAAACAUCAUGAUCGGGUCAAGACUGCUGCUGUCAAGAACUAUAAGACCCGUUCAAAUCUUCAAAUCCUAUCAAUUUCCAGCAUCGUGGACGUCCCACCGAUUCUGCGCCGGAAGUUCACCGUCCAAGAAAGAGCCAAGCUAUCGUGAUGCAAGCUACAUAAUCCACUGGAAGAUAGAUCGGUUACUGAACAGCAGCAUGGUUGUAGCGAUUCCGUUGGGUUUCACCUAUCCGAAUCCGAUCACCGAUACCCUGCUGGCAUUGGCGGUGAUGAUCCACACCCACAUGGGAGUGGAAAUGUUCAUUGACGAUUAUUUCACGGCUCCGACCCGCAGCGGAGGAAAUCUGCGGAAAGUGCUCAAGAAAUCCUUGAUCGGUUUGACGAUGGUCACUUUGGUCGGGUUUUUCUGGUUGAUUUACAAGGAUAUUGGACUGGUUAACACUAUUCGCGGAAUUUGGGCCGUAAAGCCGAAGGGUCGGGAGUAA
Uranotaenia lowii is the source of this 488-nucleotide messenger RNA. Its product is annotated as succinate dehydrogenase [ubiquinone] cytochrome b small subunit, mitochondrial-like. Gene Ontology annotation, cellular component: mitochondrial envelope; membrane. The record is from RefSeq and is a predicted model, not a curated record. NCBI's taxonomy places the organism in Eukaryota, Metazoa, Arthropoda, Insecta, Diptera, Culicidae. Gene Ontology annotation, biological process: tricarboxylic acid cycle; mitochondrial electron transport, succinate to ubiquinone. The coding region runs from base 12 to 488 and encodes 158 amino acids. The transcript has a single exon. Gene Ontology annotation, molecular function: ubiquinone binding; heme binding.